This is a messenger RNA of Arabidopsis thaliana (thale cress), 2901 nucleotides long. It is a transcript of the gene BOA, whose product is annotated as Homeodomain-like superfamily protein. The record is from RefSeq and is marked reviewed. Gene Ontology annotation, molecular function: DNA binding; DNA-binding transcription factor activity. Gene Ontology annotation, cellular component: nucleus. NCBI's taxonomy places the organism in Eukaryota, Viridiplantae, Streptophyta, Magnoliopsida, Brassicales, Brassicaceae. The transcript is spliced from 3 exons. Gene Ontology annotation, biological process: regulation of DNA-templated transcription. The coding region runs from base 160 to 1056 and encodes 298 amino acids.
AUUUGCACUUUUUCUUUUUUUAAAAAGAAAAAAAACUAGGCUCUACGAAUUUUCCGGUCACCUUCUCCGAUCUCUGAUCCGAUAUUUUUCCACAUGUUGUUGAGCUUUAAAGGAUUUGAAACCGUUAUGAAAGUUAUGAAAACGAAGAGUGUGUGAAACAUGGGGAAGGAAGUUAUGGUGAGCGAUUACGGUGACGACGACGGAGAAGACGCCGGCGGCGGCGAUGAAUAUAGGAUUCCGGAAUGGGAAAUUGGUUUACCCAACGGAGAUGAUUUGACUCCGUUAUCUCAAUAUCUAGUCCCGUCGAUUCUCGCGUUAGCUUUCAGCAUGAUCCCAGAACGAAGCCGUACAAUUCACGACGUCAAUCGCGCGUCGCAAAUCACGCUCUCUUCGUUGAGAAGCAGUACCAAUGCUUCGUCUGUGAUGGAGGAGGUCGUGGAUCGAGUUGAAUCGAGUGUUCCAGGAUCAGAUCCGAAGAAACAGAAGAAAUCGGAUGGUGGUGAAGCAGCGGCGGUGGAGGAUUCCACGGCGGAGGAAGGAGACUCCGGGCCUGAAGACGCGUCUGGGAAGACAUCGAAACGACCGCGUUUAGUGUGGACACCGCAGCUACACAAGAGAUUUGUGGACGUUGUGGCUCAUCUAGGGAUUAAAAACGCAGUGCCGAAGACGAUUAUGCAGCUGAUGAACGUGGAAGGACUUACUCGUGAGAACGUUGCGUCUCAUUUGCAGAAAUAUAGGCUUUACCUUAAACGGAUUCAAGGAUUGACGACGGAAGAAGAUCCUUAUUCGUCGUCGGAUCAGCUCUUCUCUUCAACGCCGGUUCCUCCACAGAGCUUUCAAGACGGCGGAGGAAGUAACGGAAAGUUGGGGGUUCCGGUUCCGGUUCCGUCGAUGGUGCCUAUUCCAGGCUAUGGGAAUCAAAUGGGUAUGCAAGGAUAUUAUCAACAGUAUAGUAACCAUGGCAAUGAAUCAAACCAAUAUAUGAUGCAGCAGAAUAAGUUUGGAACAAUGGUGACAUAUCCUUCUGUUGGUGGUGGUGACGUGAAUGACAAGUAAAUGGAUCUUAAAGGUCUAUAAUUUGCUCUACAGAGAGAUACUGGUUCUUGGCUUAUGGUUUAUUUUCCCACUUCAUGAGGUUGUUGUGACUUUUAAUUCUCCAUGUUUUCCACACAAGUCUUUAUUGCCUUUGUAUAGAAAAUGAUUUCGAGAAAAUCACUGGGAAGCUUGGUAUUGUUGGAGGAUGAAGCCUUCUAUGAAUGAUUUAGUUUCCUACUGUCUCCAUUCUUUAUGAGGGACUACAUGAAAUUCAUCAUUUUUAAGGAAUUGACAAAGUUGUCUAAUGAGCUGAAUGAGGAACCUCUACUCUUGACAGAGGCUUGAAGCUUCUCUUUCAAGUUGAUAACUCUCUUCCUCAUUUCUGCUCCUUCUUCAUCCAUAAUCAAUCUCUCUACAGCUCUCUCCACUGUUCCUUUAUCCAGCUCUCCUUCCAAUUGAACCCCAAUUCUCCAAACUCUCUCUAAGUACCUCGCAUUGACUUUCUGAUCUCCCGUAAAAGGCCUACAGAUCAUCGGAACUCCUUCCCCGAUGCUCUCUAGGGUCGAGUUCCAUCCGCAGUGACUCCAAAACCCUCCCACUGCAGGAUGUCUGAGAACUUCUAUCUGUGGUGCCCAUUUCACAAUGUAACCUCUUUCUGAAACCAACCUACUGAAUUCCUCCGGUAAAGACUCUGUCCAUUCCGAGCCGGGAAUAGAACCCGGUCGGAUCACCCAUAAGAAAGGUUGGUUGCUAUUACGUAAACCCCAAGCCAUCUCCAACAUGUCUUUAGUUUCCAUUAGAGCCAAGCUUCCCAAACUUAUGUAAAUCACUGAGCCUAUUUUUUGCUUGUUCAACCACUCAAGGCAACUCCUGUCCUCUUCAAGUAAACUAGAAGGCGCUGAAGCUGCAAUGUGAAGUGGGCCUAUAGGAUACACUGGAACUUGCAGUUGUUUUUGUAACCAUGCCAAAGAUGAGCUCUCUAGACAGCUUGUUGAGUUGAUGAUAACUGCCGAAGCUGUUCGAAUGUUGACAGUCUCACUGUAAACCUUGAGUAUACUCUCUAAUGGCCCAAAUGCUGAAGUUGGCAGGUCCUUGUACCUUAGCGGAUGCAACCCUGGAAAUUCCUUGUCUGACACUUUGGGAUCUGCAAAGCAAACAACAGCAUUUGGAUUGGUUUAUAUACCUAAAUGCACUUUUAAAGUUUGAGUUAACAAGCUAAAAAAUCUUGAGUACCUUUCAUGUCAAGCAAGAAUGACUCUGCGUUGACUCUAGACAAAACAGAGCGACAGACAAAGGCAGUAGCACUUGUCGUGCUGAAGAGGACGCUAGGAAGUUGAAACUCUUUAACUGCAGCUUGGGAGAAGUACAUGUACUCAUCGUAGACGACACAAGCGAUAUCAUUACCUUGCUCCUGCAAUAGUUGACCAAUACAUUGCUUGAAGCUUGCCUCGCAAAUUUGAUUGAGCUUGAAGAGAAACUUGAAUGGUCCAAGGUUUUUGAGAUCAGACUCGGUCAAGCUGCCUGGGAUGGUGAGGAAAUGAAAAUCAGAGAAGUCCUUGGAUGAGCUAACUCGAUUAUACUGUGUGAGAACAACAGUGAUGGAGAAGCCCUUGGAGUAAAGAGCCUUCCCGAGUUGCAUAAUCGGAGUUACAUGACCUUGUGCUGGAACUGGAACCAAUACUAUCCUUCUCUUCACUCCUAGUUCUUCCAUUGUUUUUCUCUCUUGGAGUCUUGGUCUCUCUCUUUUUUUGGUCAAUGUGUGAAUGGAAAAAUCUCAAAGACACAUAAGGAUGCUUAAAUGCUUGAACCAGAUCUAAUUAAUAUGAAAUAUAGCACGUGGGAUAUAUAUUAACUGUUUCAUUGGUC